Messenger RNA from Limanda limanda (common dab), 5688 nucleotides. RefSeq names its product diphosphoinositol pentakisphosphate kinase 1a (gene ppip5k1a). NCBI's taxonomy places the organism in Eukaryota, Metazoa, Chordata, Actinopteri, Pleuronectiformes, Pleuronectidae. Bases 215 to 4444 code for a protein of 1409 amino acids. Gene Ontology annotation, molecular function: diphosphoinositol pentakisphosphate kinase activity; inositol hexakisphosphate kinase activity; 5-diphosphoinositol pentakisphosphate 1-kinase activity. The transcript is spliced from 31 exons. Gene Ontology annotation, biological process: inositol phosphate biosynthetic process; inositol metabolic process. The record is from RefSeq and is a predicted model, not a curated record. Gene Ontology annotation, cellular component: cytosol.
CGGAGCUUCAGCCCAUGAGCCCCCCCCCCCCGCACUCUGCCUCAUCGUGCUCGUCUUCCUCACGCACCUUCAGCUCCCGGCUCUGCAGCCCGGCGCCGGCGGCGUGGACACGCCCCUCCCCGGGCCUCCAGCCCUCCCAGCGGCGGCCCGCCCCGGCGGCGUGUUGGUGUACGAUGGCGCGGUGGGAUGCUGAGGGCCGCCGCGGGGGUCUGUGAUGUCAUCGCCCAGCAGCCCGGGCGAGAGCCGGCGUGGCGCUCCCAGAUUCUUCGUGGGCUGCGAGGACGAUGAGAGCGAGACCCUGGACGACAGCAUGAGGACGGACAUGGAGCUGUACGAGGACCAGGAGGACUCCGACUCGCCUCCGGAGCAACAGAUCGAGGUGGGGAUCUGCUGCAUGAUGAAGAAGUCCAAGUCCAAGCCCAUGACCCAGAUCCUGGAGAGGCUGUGCAGGUUCGAGUUCAUCACUGUGGUCAUCUUCCCCGAGGACGUGAUCCUCAACGAGUCCGUGGACAAGUGGCCGCUGUGCGACUGCCUCAUCUCCUUCCACUCCAAAGGCUUCCCACUGGACAAGGCAGUGAGCUACGCCAAACUCAGAAAUCCUCUGCUCAUCAACGACCUGAACAUGCAGUACUACAUUCAGGACAGGAGGGAGGUGUAUCGCAUCCUGCAGGAGGAAGGGAUUGACCUGCCACGCUACGCCGUGCUGAACCGGGACCCAGAUAAACCAGAUGAGUGUAACCUGGUGGAAGGAGAGGACCACGUGGAGGUGAACGGAGAGAUCUUCCAGAAGCCUUUCGUUGAGAAGCCCGUCUGUGCCGAGGACCACAACGUCUACAUCUACUACCCCACGUCUGCCGGGGGGGGCAGCCAGCGUCUCUUCAGAAAGAUCGGGAGCCGCAGCAGCGUCUACUCACCGGAGAGCUGCGUGAGGAAGACCGGCUCGUACAUCUAUGAAGAGUUCAUGCCAACAGAUGGAACUGACGUUAAGGUCUACACUGUGGGACCAGACUACGCUCACGCUGAGGCCCGGAAGUCUCCAGCUCUGGACGGGAAGGUGGAGAGAGACAGCGAAGGCAAGGAGGUCCGCUACCCGGUCAUGCUCUCCGCCAUGGAGAAGCUGGUGGCCCGCAAGGUCUGCCUGGCGUUCAAGCAAACUGUCUGCGGCUUCGACCUCCUCAGAGCCAACGGACACUCGUAUGUGUGCGACGUCAACGGUUUCAGUUUCGUGAAAAACUCAAUGAAGUACUAUGACGACUGUGCCAAGAUCCUGGGGAACAUUGUGAUGCGUGAGCUGGCUCCUCAGUUUCAGAUUCCUUGGUCGAUCCCGACGGAGGCCGAGGACAUCCCCAUCGUCCCCACCACCUCAGGGACCAUGAUGGAGCUGCGCUGUGUCAUCGCCAUCAUCCGACACGGAGACAGGACGCCGAAGCAGAAGAUGAAGAUGGAAGUCCGUAACCCCAUGUUCUUCGAUCUGUUUGACAAAUAUGGAGGCUACAAAACGGGGAAACUGAAGCUGAAGAAACCCAAACAACUGCAGGAGGUGCUGGACAUCACCCGGCAGCUGUUAGCAGAACUAGGACAACACACUGACUGUGAGAUAGAGGAGAAGAAGUCCAAACUGGAGCAGCUGAAGACUGUUCUGGAAAUGUACGGUCACUUCUCUGGGAUCAACAGAAAGGUGCAGUUAACGUACCUGCCACACGGGCAGCCCAAGACCUCCAGUGAGGAGGAAGACGCGCGUAAGGAAGCUCCGUCUCUGCUGCUGGUGCUGAAGUGGGGGGGGGAGCUGACCCCUGCUGGACGAGUUCAGGCCGAGGAGCUGGGAAGAGCCUUCCGCUGCAUGUACCCCGGAGGACAAGGAGACUACGCUGGUUUCCCUGGCUGCGGGUUGCUGCGUCUGCACAGCACCUACAGACACGACCUGAAGAUCUACGCGUCGGAUGAAGGACGGGUGCAGAUGACGGCCGCAGCGUUCGCUAAGGGUCUGCUGGCGCUGGAGGGCGAGCUGACUCCCAUCCUGGUGCAGAUGGUGAAGAGCGCCAACAUGAACGGGCUCCUGGACAACGACAGCGACUCGCUGAGCAGCUGCCAGCACCGGGUCAAGGCCCGCCUCCACGAGAUCCUGCAGAAGGACCGGAACUUCAUCGAUGAAGACUACGAUCGGCUGGCGCCAAACUGCAGCGCCUCUUUGGUGAAUUCGAUGAAGAUCGUCCAGAACCCGGUGUUCACAUGUGACCAGGUCUACGCCCUCAUUCAGAAUCUCACUUCUCAGAUCCGCAAAAGAAUGGAGGACCCCAAGUCAGCCGACCUGCAGCUGUACCACAGUGAGACGCUGGAGCUGAUGCUGCAGCGCUGGUCCAAACUGGAGAGAGACUUCCGCAUGAAGAACGGCCGCUACGACAUCAGUAAGAUCCCAGACAUCUACGACUGUGUGAAGUAUGACGUGAUCCACAACGGCAGCCUGGGCCUGGAGGACACGCUGGAGCUGUUCCGUCUGUCCCGAGCUCUGGCCGACAUCGUCAUCCCACAGGAAUAUGGCAUAAAUAAAGGGGAGAAAUUGGACAUAGCGUACGCCUACUGCCUCCCACUGGUCAGGAAGAUUCUGCUGGACCUGCAGAGGACCCACGAGGACGAGUCUGUCAACAAACUACAUCCUCUGUACUCUCGAGGAGUGAUGUCCCCGGGACGCCACGUCAGGACACGUCUCUACUUCACCAGUGAGAGUCACGUCCACUCGCUGCUCAGCAUCCUGCGCUACGGUGGCCUGCUGGACGAGGAGAAGGACCAGCAGUGGAAGCGAGCCAUGGAUUACCUCAGUGCUGUGUCUGAACUCAACUACAUGACUCAGUUAGUCAUCAUGUUGUAUGAGGACAACAAUAAGGACCUGACCUCUGAGGAACGUUUCCACGUGGAGCUUCACUUCAGCCCGGGGGUGAAAGGCGUGGAGGAGGAGGAGAACGCUCCGACCGGCUUCGGCUUCAGGCCGGCUUCUGCAGAGAACGGCCAGAAGCAGCCGGACCCCGGCAGCCUGGAGGACUUGUCCCGGGACGAGACGGACCGGGCCGUGCCGCUGUCCGAGCCCAUCGCCAUCCAGAGGAAGUCGCCACUCAUACGCAAUCACAAGACCGGGUCCAUGGAGGUCCUGUCGGAAACAUCAUCCUCCAAAUCGGGCAGCUACCGCCUCUUCUCCUUCUGCUCGCGUCAGUCCCCCGAGAUGAAGCAAAGUGGAUUAGGCUCUCAGUGCGCCGGCCUCUUCAGCACCACUGUCCUCGGUGGCUCCUCUAGCGCCCCCAACCUGCAGGACUACGCACGUGCACACCGCAAAAAAUUCUCCAGCGGCAGUCUGUCCUACAAAGACGAGUUGUUGUCUAUGCCGGCAGUAAAACGAUUUUCUGUGUCGUUUGCAAAGUAUCCGACUAAUGAGCCCUUUGAGGAGCACCAUGUGGUCCAGGUGUUGAGACCUUUCUUCACCGACCCCAGCUUGGCCCACCACCUCCACCAGUGCUCCUACCACCUCCGCCUCUUCAGGAACUGGCUGAUCUCCGGCCAGGACGCCCUCGAGUACCUCUACGGCUUCGAGGGCUGCUCCAUGGUUCCCUCCAUCUAUCCUCUGGAGACGCUGCACAACUCGCUGUCGCUCAAGCAGGUCGACGAGUUCCUCACCGGCGUGUGCCAGAGCGCCGGGGACCCGCACGCCAGGACCACCAGAGCUCUGUCGGCCAUGUUGGACGCCCACAGCCAGCCGCCGGGCGACGCCUACCUCCCCCAGAGAGUCUCCGCCUCCUCCAGCGGCCUCCGCACCCGCUCCGACAGACCGCCCUGGUACAGCAGCGGUCCGUCCAGCACGGUGUCCAGCGCCGGUCCGUCCUCCCCCACCGCCGCCGACACGCCCCCCCGCUUCAGCUUCAGUGAGAAGACGUCCCUGACGCCUCAGAGCAGCGAGGAGACGCACUCGUCUCAGAACCUGGCGUCCCAGGUCGGGGGGGUCGGGUCCCUGGACCCGGCUGGACCUGCGGCGCCCCCCCCCCCCGCCGGCGUCCCACUGACCCCACACAACUCCCCCGAGGACGAGGACGCCCCGGGUCCUCAGUCCGUCCCUCCGGAGGCCGGAGCCGACUCGGUGGAGGUCUCGGACCCGGAGCUGCGGCCGGCGUGCUCGGCGCCGGCGUGCUCGGCGGCGCUGGCGUGCUCGGCGGCGCUGGCGGAGCCGGCGGUGGGUCGGAUGGAGGGCUACUGCCCCCCCUCCUCCCUGCCCGUGCUGCUGGAGCUCCGGGAGUCCAGCAGCGAGGCGGGCUCCAGCUCCCAGACGCCUCAGUCCCCCGAGGGCCCGGACCAGUUCUUCGACACGCAGGAGUCCAUGGAGCUGUGGGCGGACAGUCCCGAGAGCCCCCCCCCAGCGGACACGCCCCCGGAGGCCGGAGCCACUCACCCAGCCGAGCCGUAGAGCGACCCCCCCCCCCUCGAGCUGGUCCUGUGUUGGAUCAGAAGAUGACGUCGUGUUGUGUGUUGCUUCCACUGAGCUGCAGCAUCGGUCUCUGGCCACCAGGGGGCAGAAGAACUGAGUUCCUCAUCCACACGAUGAUCGUGGAUCCAGAGUUUCCUCAGUUCUCCGGCUCGGCGCUAAUCUCCGAUGUCAGGAAAUCUUUUCCACAUCUGAUCAGUUUUUAAUUGACCAUAAAUAUAUUGAUUAAUAAAUAUACAUUAAUGAGCUGUGAGCUGUGAGCUCAUGAUGAUGUCACCUUGUGAUGAUGUCACCUCGUGAUGAUGUCACCUCGUGAUGAUGUCACCUCGUGAUGAUGUCACCUCGUGAUGAUGUCACCUCGUGAUGAUGUCACCUCAUGAUGAUGUCACCUCAUGAUGUCACCUCGUGAUGAUGUCACCUCGUGAUGAUGUCACCUUGUGAUGUCAACUCGUGAUGAUGUCACCUCGUGAUGAUGUCACCUCGUGAUGAUGUCACCUCGUGAUGAUGUCACCUCAUGAUGUCACCUCGUGAUGAUGUCACCUCGUGAUGAUGUCACCUCGUGAUGAUGUCACCUCGUGAUGAUGUCACCUCGUGAUGAUGUCACCUCGUGAUGAUGUCACCUCAUGAUGAUGUCACCUCAUGAUGUCACCUCAUGAUGAUGUCACCUCAUGAUGAUGUCACCUCAUGGUCGACACACGAGCACAAACGUUCUACGUGUUUGUUACAGGAAAAAGUGUAAACACACUGGCUGAGUCUUCAUCAUGCGACGAGCGUCUUCAUCUUCAUCACUAGCGUGUGUGAGUCUCCAGGUCAAAGUGUGUGAGUCUCCAGGUCAAAGUGUGUGAGUCUCCAGGUCAAAGUGUGUAACUGCUUACUGCCAAAGUCCUUAAGCCUCCAAGAGUUAAUAUAAUCAGUAGAGAAAGAUGGAGACCAUAUUUAUUAUGAAACUGCAGCUUGAAGAGAAAUAUCUGGUAUUUUUAAUAGCUUGACAUUCGAUAUUUAAUUGUACCAUAACUAAUGUAUAUUCACUGAAAUCUAAAAUCCUUUUUAUCACUGAACAAACAGGAGGGGCAUGUUACAUUCAGUGCUUUUAUUGUGGCGAGCAGUGAUGUAGCAGGUGGGGGGGGGGGGGUUUAUGUUACAUUGUGAUGUUCAGACGUGUAAAACACACAACUGUGAGUCUGACGUGUCUGUGUACACAUUAAAAUCAUGACACCACACUUUCA